Molecule: messenger RNA, 8161 nt
Organism: Pungitius pungitius (ninespine stickleback)
Lineage: Eukaryota; Metazoa; Chordata; Actinopteri; Perciformes; Gasterosteidae
Product: potassium voltage-gated channel subfamily H member 7
Exons: 16
Coding region: 3971-7444 (1157 amino acids)
Biological process (GO): potassium ion transmembrane transport; membrane repolarization during action potential
Cellular component (GO): plasma membrane
Molecular function (GO): inward rectifier potassium channel activity
Source: RefSeq, a predicted model, not a curated record
CGUCUCUCUAGGCCAGACUGCAAGACAUUGGAAUCAGGCAGUAAAUACACAUAGUUGAACAUAGCAUAUUCUGCUUUCCCAUUGCAUCAAGAAUUUAGAGCCUCUCAAACUCAACCACAUGAUACAGUAGGUGGCGUCAUUCAAACCACUUCUGGCUUCAUGGCUUUAAUGGCGAACAUUGGGAUCGGGCCUAUGAUUGGCCCGUAGACACUGAAAUAUAGGCAGAAGUAAAAGUGGUAAGCCCAAGCUUUUUUCAAUAAGGAGACUUCAAGAGAACCAGACCAGAGCGUUUUACUCACUUUUAAUUCCUCAUAUUUAAGUGAUGUGCUCAUAAAAUAGCCGAUCCCAACUGUUAUCUCCUUUCCUGUACAUUGCACACCAAGUUUAGAUAUAGUAUUUUAUCAUGCAAGGUUGCAUGAUCAAAUAUGUAUAUAUAAUAAUUACUCCGAUACAUUGAAGAAGACAAAUAAUUAAUGGUCAAAUCAAUAAUUUUGUCUCCACUUCUUUAGAUAUCAUAUACAUAAUUCAUGCCAAGGGAGAUCUUUGUUUCAGAUGUAAUUCCCUGUAUGACGCAGAUACAUUGUGAGCUGACAGAGCAUGCUGGAGCAGUUGCACACUACAAUGUGCCUUUACCCAAGGGCACACGGCUCUCCAUGGGAUAUUAUCUCCCCUGUGUGCAGCUCUCAGUAACAUCACCCAUUGCUACCCUACCAGUCAGCAUAUAUGACAGUAUUAAUCAAGUAUGUUUCUACAAGUGCAAUACACAAAACAAUGAUAUUUCUCGCAUUAGUUACUAUACUCUAACAGUUUUGAGUUCCAAGAUGCUAAGCUGAACAUUCAACAUUCAAUUUACCAAGCAAGUCAUGAUCUUCAAAACCUAAUUGUUUGUGAAUAAUGGUUUCCCUCCAAAAGGUUUAGCUGUAACUGUGUUGUGAGUGAAGGAAACAUCCUGAAAAUUGGCUUAAUGCAAAAGGGAUUUAAUCAAACACAGCAGACAACGUACAGUGGUCUGGUGAGACCCGUGUCUCUGGGUUCAGGGGGAAAAGCACUCCAAAAUAUUUAGCAGAAAAUGCAAUCCCAGCCGACGUUUGAAGUUUAUCAGUUCAGGGCAAAACAAGACAUUAGAUACCGCAGAGUGUUUUUGCCCCAAUCUCCGGAAUUUUUGAAAGAUGGAGAGAAAGCAAAUCCUGUGCUACUUUUCAUACACACAUCUGCAGCUACAAGCUUAGAGUAGAAUGCAACAAAACAACACGCCACCCAAGAUGCGCAAGUAUUGAACUUAAUACAUAUUGUAUUAGGCCUGCCAGGUUGACUAUAAGUACAAUAAGGCAUAACAUUAUGGGUGGUAUCUGGUUAAAUACACAAGUCAUCUUCAUAUUCAGGAAAUGUGUGUGUACAAGUGCCUUUAUCCUAUGUGUCCAGAUGGGUGAAGACCUCGAGCUCAAAUAAUGUGGCAGAUGUUUUAAGACUGAAAGUGGGGUUUUGCAUUAUGCAUACCUCUUUUUUCACUAACAGACCGAUGGCUGUGGUCUUAAUGGAUUGGACAUAAUUAUACAGUGGGUGAAAUAAGUUUAAACACGUCACCAUUUUUCUCAGUAAAAUGAGUGCAUUACUUUACUGUUUUCUUUGAGACAACAGUACCUGCUAAUUGCAGGUCUUUUUGAACGUCUCCACAAGUGGUCCUUGGCUCUUGGACAACUCUUCUGAUUAUUCUUUUCACUCCUCUGUCAGAAAUCGUGCGAGGAGCACCUGGUCGAAACAAAUUUAUGGUGAAAUGAUUGUCUUUUCCGUAUUAUGGCCCCAACAGUGCUCACUGGAACAUUCAGAAGCUUAGAAAUGCGUAUAACCAAUGCCAUCUUUGUGUUUUGCAACAAUUAGGUUGUGAAGGUCUUGAGACAGCUCUUUGCUUUUACCCAUCAUGGGACAUGUCUUGUGUGACACUUUGGCAAUGAGACCUUUUUGUAGGCCAUCAGUUGGGACUGAACCAGCUGAUAUCAAUUUGCACUGACAAGGGUGUGGAUUGCUUUUUAAUUACUGAUAGUUUUCAGCUGUUGUCUUGGUCUUCCAUAACUUUUUGAACCUCCCUUUCUUCAUGUGUUCAGUACUUUUUCCCUGUGUAAUUUCCCAUUUUUACACUUUAUUUAUGAACUUCUUUGUUUUGGUUUCUUUGUAUGUAUGUAAUACUUGGGUUGUUACCAACAUCUGGUGAAAAUGUCAUGUUGAUAGCUCCUUUGGAAAUAUAUUUAAAAUGGUGACGUGUUCAAUACUUAUUUCACCCGCUGUAUGGUUGACAUGGAAACCUUCAUGAAAGAAAGCCUACACGCUUCCGCCCUGUUUCCCAAAUGUUAACGAGCAGGUCAAGUGUACUGCGAGCAGCACCACGGACAGCGUUUCAUUGAAAGUCAUUUUUAUGUAAAGUCGUGUGGACAACUACUCCAACGUGUGGGAUUCCCAAAAUAUUAAAUGCUUAUUAUUUCAUCCAUCAAAUCAGCUGAGUGGUCACAAUAGCUUUCAGUCUCCUACAUUAACCAUUAUGCAUACUGCUAAGUUAGCAACAGUUUUGAUAUUUCUACCAUUGAAUCAAAGGAUGGCUUGGAAUAUUAAAGUGUUGUUAAGCCUUGGCUUUCAUCACCUGAAUUGAUCAAUCUUUUCAGCACCAUGGACAGCAACUCCAAGGAGCUCAUGGCAUCCAAAUGCCCGAACUGAACUCUGGUUGCUCCCGAGGAGUGAGGAUGGACAGCAGAUUUUUGCAAACUCUGAUCGACUAUCUCAGAUACGCCCUUGCAAGAUAAGAUCUCAUUUAAAGCAAUAGGUUUGUGUGGGAAAUUACAUUAACCAAGCAAGCUUACAAACAUGUUAAAUUGUUCAACACUUUAGAACUACUGGGUUUUGAGAGUAACUAACCAACUGACAUUUUAGACAAGCUUAAUUGCAAUUUCAUGUCCGUCAUUAAAAUGCAAAACUGCUACGUAGCUUAGCAUGGAUAGGUGGUAGCAGCUGUAGCCUGGCUCUAUCUAGGGAAUUAAAACUCAACCAGAAGUUUUAAAGCAGCCUAACAAAAAUGUAGCCGUUACCCCAGGUAAAACCAUGAAUUGUGUAUUGACACAGUUGAAAACUCAAAUUGCUGCACCACAGCAGUAAAUUUAGACACAUAAAGCACACAAAACAUGGCUAGAAAAAAGAAUAGUACAAUUAAAACACAAGUUACUGCAUGCUCGUCAGUUAGUCACAGGGCUGUAUGUGUGGAAACAAAUUCAUUACAGAACGGAUUUCGCUUUAAACCCACAGUGCCUGUUCAGAAAUAUGACGUGGCGUAGUUUAAAUUCACUCACGACGGAGAGGCUACAGAGAGCUUCGGUAGUAUGAGACCGCGCGAGCGCAGCGUGGCUCACCACCGUGCGUUGGAAAGUGCGCGGUCGCUGAAAUGACUUGUUAUUUCUAGAAGGAAACAAUAUACCGUAGGGCAAACACGACUAACACGCGCGUUUAUGUCCCGAUAACGCAUCGCCUCGGUGCACACCAAGGCUGUGCUCGUGUCUUUACCCGAGGUGGAGGGAACUGCAUCCCACGGGAGCAACGUCACUCCCACCGGCGAUAUCAGCCGCUGUCUGCUGGACGCGCCGCACACAGCAGCGCGCACGCAGGGCGUCAGGACCCGCAUCCGCGCUCCACGCGAAAUGCUCCGCGAGCACGACGUGACUCGAGCAAUCCUCCCCGAUUCCGUGCGUCUCGGCCGAGGAGGCAUUUACAAGCGCAGGUGUAAAAGCGGGGUAAAAGAACUCCUCGGAGAAGUGGGAAUACGGUGAUUCUAGAGAGAGAGAGAGAGAGAGGGAGAGGGAGAGAGAGCGCGCGUCGGGCAUGGUCCGCGGCAAAGAGAACGUCACAAAGAACCAACAUCUGUAACUUUCGGAUUUCUUCUCGUGAAGGUGCUUUUUUUUACUGGAGAUCGUGGGAUAUUGUAUGUGUAAAAAUGCCUGUUAGAAGAGGUCACGUUGCGCCACAAAACACAUUCCUCGGAAUGAUUAUUCGGAAAUUCGAGGGGCAGAAUCGGAAAUUCGUGAUAGCCAACGCCAGGGUGGAGAACUGUGCGAUUAUAUAUUGCAACGACGGCUUCUGUGAGAUGACGGGCUUCUCGAGACCGGACAUUAUGCAGAAGCCAUGCACCUGUGACUUCCUCCACGGCAACCUGACAGACAAGGAGGCCAUCGGCCAGGUGGCCCAGGCUGUGUUUGGCUCCGAGGAGCGCAAGGUGGAGAUCACUUACUACCGUAAGGAUGGGUCUGACUUCCAGUGUAACAUUCACAUAAUCCCUGUGAAAAAUGAGGAGGGCGAGGUGAUGAUGUUUAUCUUAAACUUUGAUUACAUCGUGGAUGAGGAGAGUGACAACUCCACAGAGAAGCUAAGCCCAACGUCCCCUACAAAGUCAGAUCAAAGAAGGAGUAGAUUCUUCCGCUUCCGCCACGCCGCUUUGAGCCUGAUGAAUACCAAACAAUCUCUUCCGCAAGAGGACCCGGACGCUGUGAUGGUGGAGCCGCCCAAAGAGAACGAGGGCUCGGUGGCCCUGCAGAGCUUCCCUUCACCCACCAAGAGCGUGUGCAGUCCUAUUGAGAUCGAUGACACGCAUGGCCUCAUAGGAUCAAGCCGCCACUCUUCCCAGGCCAGCGUCGGCCCGGAACCGCUUGGCCAUUCAUCCCCCAAGCACCUCUGGGACAAGCUGUACCAAACCGAGCCACACCAAUCUUCCACCACCCUGUCGAACACCUUCCCCAGAGGCAGCACCAACAGCAUGAGGCGAGCCUCGUCCGUCCAUGAGAUGGAGGCCUACAGCUCAAAUUCCAAAAGCGUAUUCAAGGAUCGGCAUACCACUGAAGGCGCCUUUAAUCAUGUGAAAUCCAGCCUGCUUGGCUCUACGUCGGAUUCUAACAUCCAUAAGUACAGCACCAUCCAGAAGAUCCCUCUGAUUGCGCUCAACUUCUCUGAGGGCACUGAUAAAAAGGCUCAUUCUCCACCAGCGCCCGAGGCAACUAUCAUAGCACCAAAGGUCAAAGACAGGACCCACAAUGUCACAGAAAAGGUCACGCAGGUCCUGUCACUCGGAGCCGACGUUCUUCCAGAGUACAAACUCCAGACCGCCCGCAUCGACAAGUUCACCAUCCUUCACUACAGCCCCUUCAAAGCUGUGUGGGAUUGGCUGAUCCUGCUGCUGGUCAUCUACACUGCAAUCCUCACUCCUUACUCUGCUGCUUUUCUUCUCAAUGACACGGAGGAAUCGAAGAGGCGCGAAUGUGGAUACUCCUGCAGUCCUCUUAAUGUAGUGGAUUUGAUGGUGGACAUCAUGUUCAUCAUCGACAUCCUCAUUAACUUCAGGACCACCUACGUAAACCUGAACGAGGAGGUCGUCAGCGAUCCGGCUAAGAUAGCCAUCCAUUACUUUAAAGGCUGGUUCCUUAUAGACAUGGUGGCGGCAAUCCCCUUCGACCUUCUCAUCUUUGGUUCAGGAUCAGAUGAGACCACCACUCUGAUUGGCCUGUUGAAGACGGCCAGGCUCCUGCGUUUGGUGCGUGUAGCCAGGAAGCUGGACCGCUACUCUGAGUACGGCGCCGCCGUCCUCAUGCUGCUCAUGUGCAUCUUCGCCCUCAUCGCCCACUGGUUGGCCUGCAUAUGGUACGCCAUCGGCAACGUGGAGAAGCCCUACCUGGAGCACAAGAUUGGCUGGCUGGACAAUCUGGGCGUGUCCAUAGGAAAACGGUACAACUACAGCGACCCGAACUCCGGUCCCUCUAUCAAGGACAAGUAUGUCACAGCCCUUUACUUCACCUUCAGCAGCCUGACCAGCGUGGGCUUUGGAAAUGUUUCCCCAAACACAAACUCUGAGAAGAUCUUUUCCAUCUGUGUCAUGCUGAUUGGCUCUCUCAUGUAUGCCAGUAUUUUCGGAAACGUCUCUGCCAUUAUCCAGAGGUUGUACUCCAGCACGGCCCGAUAUCACGCUCAAAUGUUACGGGUCAGGGAGUUCAUACGCUUUCAUCAGAUCCCCAACCCGCUGAGGCAGCGGCUGGAAGAGUACUUCCAACACUCCUGGGCCUACACCAACGGCAUUGAUAUGAACACGGAGGUGUUGAAAGGUUUUCCAGAGUGCCUGCAGGCAGAUAUCUGCCUCCACCUAAACAAGAGUCUUCUUGAAGACUGCAAAGCAUUCCAAGGAGCCUCCAAAGGGUGCCUGAGGGCCCUGGCCAUGCACUUCAAAACCACUCAUGCGCCUCCUGGAGACACUCUGGUCCACAGUGGCGACGUGCUCACCGCUCUCUACUUUCUCUCCCGUGGCUCUAUUGAGAUCCUGAAAGAUGACAUUGUGGUAGCCAUCCUGGGAAAAAAUGACAUCUUUGGAGAAAUGAUCCAUCUCUUGGCCAAGCCUGGCAAGGCCAACGCUGACGUGCGAGCACUGAGUUACUGUGACCUGAGCACCAUCCAGAGAGAAGAUCUGCUAGAAGUAAUCGACAUGUACCCGGAGUUUGCCGACUAUUUCUUCAACAACCUCGAGCUCACCUUCAAUCUCAGAGAUGAGUCUCCAAAGCCCUCAAGCUCCCAUGCCGGGAAUUCAGAGGGCGAGGGAAAUAAGAGCAUUAAAAGAAGGAUCUCCUUCACACCGGAUCUAUGUAAAGGCGAGAGCAAGGAAGUGGUCAACGACUUGAGUGGGAGGAGGGAGUCCAACUCGUGCCUAAGAAGAAGUUCAGGAUCCCUUGGUACCUCUCAUCCCAAAGCCCCAGUCCUGAACCCUAAUCUCGUUGUCAGGGACAACGCGGAGAGGAGGCCGUCCUUCGAAGAUGUUUGCUGUGAUAAAUGGGCCUGUAAGAAGCCUACGGACUACCUGGAUGAGCCAGCGCAUCUCCACGACCUGAGAGGGGACGAUAACUCUGCCAGCGAGAUGGCGUACGGAGAGGUGGAACAGCGCUUAGGUCAGCUGCAAGACCACCUGAACAGGCUGGAGUCUCAGCUGAUGACGGAUAUACAGACCAUCCUGCAGCUGCUGCAAAGACAACCGACGCUGGGACCUCCAGCCUACAGCACUGUGACUGCCAGUCCGGACUAUCACAGACCUGCUGUGAAGGUUCAGCCGGUUGCACUCACUGCAAGCCAUUAUUUCAGCCAUACAGGGAGUCAAGGUCCCAACCCAAAACUGGAGGCCAUUGAGGAAUCCAAAGACUCUCUGUCGAGUUUGGCCAACGUGAAUGCCCCCAUCGAGGGCAGCCUUACAGCACUGCUUGUACAGAGACAUACAGAGCCGCAACGGCCAGUCAGAGGGCAUCAACAGUCUGCACUGAUCCAUCUUCCAGCUGAAACAUCUUCCACACCCUCCUCCUCCUCCUCCCCAGCCCCUUCUGACUGCAACCUGAACCCCACUGGACUCAAUAGACCCGUGUCAGACUCAGAGCUUCCAAGGUCAUAAACCUUCCAGUAGUUCUAAUAUCUAGGUUGGAUUGCUCUAAUUACUGUUUAAGUAGCUGCUUUUUAUCGGCAUGCCGACACAGACAUCUGUAUUGUUCAUUUGUAUUGGCUUGGUAAUAGUAGCAAGAUGUUAUUUUCUUCCUUAUGCAUGUAAAAAAAUACUGUUUCUGCAGUUGACAGUGUGUUCAACUGUUUACUGCAGUUUUCAGUGUAAUAACAAUGGUUACAUAUUGUAACAGCAGUUCUAUUAACAAAGAAGCUCUUUUGGCAUCAGAUUUACAUUAAAAUGAUCCCCAACCAAUCGGAAUAAACCUAUCGAAGGAAGGUACUUCCCCUCUUACUUACUCGCCAACCUUCUCACUGAGAGCAGCGUAAUUGGGAGGAACGCUGGUUUAAUACUUCCACCCGGUUGUGAUAGAACCAGCACAACAACUCCUAAUCAACUCUCUUCUUCAAUUCCCUUUGUUCUCCAAUGGGCUCUAAUGGACUCUGCACCAAUUUCCGUGACUCAACAUGUUCCAACACGCGAUUGGUCAAACUGGGCCAGACUGAGUAGGCAAUUGAGAAAGCGAACACCACAAGUUCAGGAUCAAAUUAUCUUUGCACUCAAUUUGUGGUCCCCAGGAAGCAAGAGAGAGAGAGACGUCGAGCCAACUGCUUCUCGUCAUCCCCAGAUAAGGUUCCUGUAGCAGAUGAGAAUGAUUAGCAAUAAAGACCA